UGUCAAUACUGUCAUAAUUGCAUUGUCAAUAUUCAUUUCGGAAAACAAACAUGUUAAAAUUUCGACUGUAAACACCCCUUUUCAAUUUUUGUAAUUUUAUGUGUCAUAUAAAAUCACCAUUGUAGAUAUCACUUGAAAUAGUCUGAAGAUGAGCGGUAACCUAGCUCCAAUUCUACAUGUAAUUGUUGUUGGUUUCCAUCAUAAAAAAGGGUGCCAAGUGGAGUUUUCUUUUCCACCUCUAGUACCAGACUCUCCAAAUGAAUGCCCCCCAGGUUGGAAAUAUUUGCCAACUCUUGCCUUACCAGAUGGAUCUCAUAAUUUUGAUGAAGAUACUGUGUAUUUCCAUUUGCCAAGCCUCACUAAGCCUAAACAAACCAUAUAUGGGAUAUCAUGUUUCAGGCAAAUCCCAGUGGAGAAACUGAAGAACAAGACUUCUGACAUUACUAGGGGGACUGUUCAAAAGUCUGUUUGUGUUUUGAGCAGAAUACCUCUAUUUGGUCAAAUUCAAGUAAAAAUGUCAUUAAUAACACAUGCAUAUUUUGAAGAAGGAGAUUUUAGUAAAAUUUCCAUAUUAGAGGAUACUUAUCACCACUUGAAUUCAGUUUUGAUGCACAAUGAUUUGAAACAGCAAUUAUUUGUGGAUCUAUCCGCCAGAGAUUUUGUACUACAGUGGAAACACAAAGCAUUACUGUUAUUCAAAUUGUUACUUUUGGAGAAACGUACAGUUUUCUUCAAGUCUCCAGUGCAUCCACUAUGUUGCAGUAUAUUAACAUUAGUUUCUCUAUUUCCUCAUAUGCUUGAAGACGGAUUAGAAGAAUCUGCUUGUGUUAGACUGUCGAGACCUAUGUCACCAAUGCCUCAGUUAUCAGAUGACGAACUAUCACCCACAUCAGUAAAAGAGUUCCCAACCUUGCAGAUACAAAUCGAGAAAGAAUCCCCAAAUUCUGAGGAAACCUUCGAGAGAGAAAAGGAUAGUCCGCUCUUUAAUAAAUCAGCAAAUAUAUCCCCCGAAAUAGGAGACGAACUGAACGAAUCAAACACCUUGGAGGGCAAGAACCCGAGCUCCGAAAACUUGAACGACAACGCUAGGAGAGAGUCCAGCAACUCCGAUCUGGUGUCUCCUGACGUUGCACACAAGAACAUGUCGUUCCUAGCGCAGUUAUCCAGUGAAACCUGUGGAUUUCCCCUGUACAUCUUCUCCAGAGGCUUCCUGUGUCUGCCCUACCUAUCACUGCCAUAUUUAGACUUAUUGACAGAUGUCAACGUUAGAGGUUAUGUAGUAGGUGCUACCAACAUCCUGUUCAAGCAGAAGCGCCAACUGUACGACGUGUUGGUCGAUGUGGAGACCAGCAAGAUCGAAUGCCAGGACUUGGAGUUGCGAAAGCUUCUACAUCUGACCACGGAGGAUUUGAGGUUUGCCGAUUACAUUGUCAAGCAUGUCGCUGAGGAAAAGCAGGAUGUUUUUCUGGACGGUGUCGGUUGGGAAGGUGGUGAUGAGUGGAUUAGGGCUCAGUUCAGGAUAUAUCUGAUGUGCCUGAUGAGAACUUCACUCAUACACGACAAUUGUAUAGAGGUGAAUCAUUUCAAUUAUAACUUUGUCACCGCUUGGAGAGAAACUCACAACUACAAGAUGUGGCUGAGUGGCAUCAACCCAGGUAUUUUGGAUGUUUCCGCUGGUCACCCUUUUGCAGGACAACUGUCUGUAUCGGAUAUGAAACUCAGAUUUGCGCACACUAUGCAAAACUCUGAAAGUGGAAGAAAAAUAAAUCAGGCGAUGAUCUCUACCGGUAAGGCUGUAGCGACAACAAGUAAAGCUGUUGGUGGGGCGAUUUCUCAAGCGAAAGGGGCGUUCUCCAGUUGGUGGAACAAUUUGUUGGUGAGCCCCGAAUCUAUCCAGAAAGACGGAGAACUGCUGGAGGAAGAAUCCAGCGAUUUGGACAACUCUAAAUUGGAGAUCCUCAACGGUGAUCAGAAAAUAUCUAACGUAGUAGAUAAUAACGAGAACAAUAGUUACGACAUGAUUAAAACAGUAGAUACGACCGAAACGAAGAUUUUGAAUGAGAAUAAUUUCCACAAACCGGGCGAAGUACACACCGUUUAAAUUUUAUAUUUAUUCGAUCCAUAUUAGAUUUCGUUCUAGAUAUUUAUUGCGCUCAUUGAUAUUUCGAUAGAGGAGAUGGGGGAUUUCGAGCUUCGAGAUCUAUACAACGGACUGGAUGUCUUUUUGUAUAGGUCAGAAGGGGAAUUGUUAGAUUAGUGUAGUUGUAAAUAUGUGUAUGAUAUGGAAGAAGCGAAAAAAGGAAAGUAAUAAUCUUAAAGAAAUUUUAAUUCAAUUAAUUCUUUUUUUAUUACUAUUGGAACUCUUGCAAGAAGUAGAAAACAUUGAAGAUGUAGAGGAGAAAGUUGACUAAAAGAAGAGUGUUUUACACAAAUUUUUUUAAUUUAUUUGAAGGUUGAAGGUGUUACCUGAUUUCCAGAGGAUUUAUUAAGGAAUAUUCAUGCUCAGAUAGACUCAGAAUUACUCAAAUUUGAUUGUUUAUCUUUGUAUCUUUUAUUUUAUUCGAUACUGUUUGAAGAACUUCAACUUUUCUCAUUUAUCAUUUAUUCUAAAUUUUCUCUCCGUUGGCAGUUUAACAUUCAUCAUAUUUAGUCAAACUUGUAUCAAAUAGUAGUUCAGACAAACAUUCAGAUUCCGAAAGUUCACUUAACAAUCAAACUUCGAAGUAGUUGUCGAUUUAUUAAAAAAAAAAAAUUGUCAAUUGAAUAAGAGCAUCCCGAUAUUCAAAUAUGGCCAAAAUUAGUUUAGUCUGAAGCGUGUGCAAUCUAUGAAUAUAUACAGGGUGUUUGGAAUUGUUUUGAAUGCAUUUUAAACGGAUUUACUUACCGCACUUGUAGUUUGGAAGUAGUGCCACAUUUAUUUCCUAAAAAAAAAAUUUUUUUUGUUACUACUUAGUUGAGAUGUUUAUACAAAAAUGUCGACCUAUGUUCCUUGUGUAUUAUAUCGUGAUAUCUUUAUUUAGAAGGUAGAUAUUAGAUGAGUAGAUUAACGAAACAUCCGAGAUAUUUGUACUUAUGAAAAAGUUUUUAAAUUUGUUCAAUUACAAAACAUUUUUGAAUGACGGAAUUAGUUUCAGUAUGUAUAUAUUUUAUUAGAAUUUAUUUUUAAGUCAGUACAAUUCUAUUGUAUGAAUUAUAGUGAUUUUUAUUCAUAUUGUUUUCUGAAAUUUACUGCUCAAGACUACAUUUCCACUAUCAAUUUAAUAAUUGGUGGAAUGUGGUUUUGUAUCCAUUGAGAAAUAUUCAGCUGUGAAAUCAAAUUUUAUUAUUUUCUUAUGAAUUUUUGUUAAUAAAAUUUUUAUUGUU
This is a messenger RNA of Harmonia axyridis, 3363 nucleotides long. RefSeq names its product late secretory pathway protein AVL9 homolog. NCBI's taxonomy places the organism in Eukaryota, Metazoa, Arthropoda, Insecta, Coleoptera, Coccinellidae. The record is from RefSeq and is a predicted model, not a curated record. The transcript has 8 exons. Gene Ontology annotation, cellular component: cytoplasm. The coding region runs from base 149 to 2101 and encodes 650 amino acids.